GUCAUAGAAGCUUCUCUGCAGAGUGUUCCUUCCCCCAUUGAGCAGCUCCUCCUCAUCUUCAUCAUCAUCAGUUUUCACCUGCUGCACAAUGUUAGGCCUGCUGGUUUUAGCUCUGGCUAGUUUUGCUCCUCUAGCUGCAGAGGCUAGAGCUUUCUUUGUUUUUGGUGACUCUUUGGUUGAUAAUGGCAAUAACAACUAUCUUGCAACCACCGCCAGAGCUGAUUCUCCUCCUUAUGGCAUUGAUUAUCCCACUCGUCGACCCACCGGCCGUUUCUCUAAUGGCCUCAACAUCCCCGAUCUCAUCAGUGAGGCAAUUGGCACAGAAUCUCCAUUGCCAUACUUAAGUCCAGAACUCGAAGGAGAAAGACUGCUUGCGGGUGCCAACUUUGCUUCUGCUGGAAUUGGUAUUCUCAACGACACAGGAAUUCAAUUUCUAAACAUCAUUAGAAUGUACAAGCAAUUGGAAUACUUCCAACAGUACCAGCAAAGGGUGAGUGGCCUUAUUGGAGCUGAGCAAACUCAGAGAUUAGUGAAUGGAGCACUUGUCCUUAUGACUGUAGGAGGCAAUGACUUCGUCAACAAUUACUAUUUGGUCCCCUUCUCUGCUAGGUCUCGUCAAUUCUCCCUCCCAGACUACGUCGUUUAUCUCAUCUCCGAGUACCGGAAACUUCUCAUGAGGGUAUAUGAGCUGGGUGCACGUAGAGUUUUGGUUACCGGCACCGGACCUAUGGGUUGUGUUCCGGCGGAAAUAGCAAUGAGGGGAAGAAACGGACAAUGCUCGGUGGAAUUGCAGAGAGCAGCUUCCUUGUACAACCCACAGCUUAUAGAAAUGAUAAAUGGACUCAAUAGUCAACUUGGAUCUGAUGUUUUUACAGCUGCAAAUGCCUAUGAUAUGAGCAUGGAUUUCAUUAACAACCCUCGAGCAUUUGGAUUUGUAACGUCAAAGAUUGCAUGCUGUGGGCAAGGACCAUAUAAUGGGAUUGGAUUAUGCACAGAAUUAUCCAAUUUGUGCCCUAAUAGAGAGAUCUAUGCCUUUUGGGAUCCAUUCCACCCAUCUGAGAGGGCCAAUAGAAUCAUUGUUCGUCAAAUUUUGACUGGCACCACCGAAUACAUGCACCCACUGAAUCUCAGCACCAUCAUGCUCUUGGAUUCUAAGACCUAAAUUCCCAAUUCUACCUUCUCUAUUUAUUUAUGUCAUGAACUAUCUCCUUCUUUAUCAUAGUCCAGUAUUAGCAUGCAUGCAUUUUCUUUUCUUUUACCUUUGCUGUUAAAAGAAAUGUCCUUGCCUUCUUUUCAUUGUUGCACCAACCUAUUCUGUUAAUGUUGCCGAAUCGUUCUCUUAUCUGAGAUUCA
Manihot esculenta (cassava) is the source of this 1353-nucleotide messenger RNA. Its product is annotated as GDSL esterase/lipase At5g33370. Lineage: Eukaryota; Viridiplantae; Streptophyta; Magnoliopsida; Malpighiales; Euphorbiaceae. The record is from RefSeq and is a predicted model, not a curated record. The transcript is spliced from 5 exons. Gene Ontology annotation, molecular function: hydrolase activity, acting on ester bonds. The coding region runs from base 89 to 1162 and encodes 357 amino acids.